Scylla paramamosain (green mud crab) is the source of this 5354-nucleotide messenger RNA. RefSeq names its product TATA element modulatory factor-like. The coding region runs from base 157 to 4338 and encodes 1393 amino acids. Lineage: Eukaryota; Metazoa; Arthropoda; Malacostraca; Decapoda; Portunidae. Gene Ontology annotation, cellular component: endoplasmic reticulum; Golgi apparatus. The record is from RefSeq and is a predicted model, not a curated record. The transcript has 26 exons.
ACACAAGUCGCCGUCAUGGAACAAAAUGCGGCGAGGACACAGGCGGCUGAGAGCGUUGUAUUGCCUGCGUGUCAGCUGAGACUUCCAAUACAUCAACCACGCCUCUCUUUGGGGAUGCUUUCUCCUCCCCCGCCUUGAGAGGGAAGACGUGUCACCAUGAGCUGGUUUGAUGCAGCCGGCCUCACCUCCCUCGCCAAGUCUGCCCUGAAGGAAGCACAGCGCACCAUUGACAAGGCUCUCGACAUAGAGGAGAAUGAAGAAAACAUUCUGCCACCCACAACGCUCCCUGUGAUGCCCUCAGCACAACCUUCCAAAGGACUCCAGGAAAAGCUGAAGGAUGAAUCAGAGAGUUUCUUUGCCUCAUUUGGACUGGACAAGAAAAAAUCUCCUUUGACACCUGUUAACUCACCUGUCGACUCAUCAGAAGGGAAACCAGCAACGAAAGAUGGAGGGAAGGCACCAGCUCACAUAGUCGGCAGCCUUUGGGGUUCUUUCACCGGCUCCUUCUUUGAGAACUCCGAGGUACCCAAGGAGACUCUGCAACAUGAUGAUGGUGUUGCAGCCUCCUCAGACAGCCCUAGUAAGAAGUCCAUUGUGGCCACGCAGCCUCCUCGCAGCAGUGCCAGCCUCCCCUCCCUCCAGUUGGCCAACAGCCCAGUGUCCACCCAGCCACGCACUGCCACCCUGCAGGAGUGUGCCACCCAAGCCAAGGUAUCUCAGCAGCAGGAGAAGGCAGACAAGGGGCAAGGGACAGCAGAGAGCAGUGAGGACAGGAGCAGGGAUGUGGAGGGAGAGUGGGGCUGGGGGUGGGAGAGUGGCCUCAUGGUCUCUUCAGACCAUCAGCACCAUCUGGAAGGCACCUUUAACACAGCAGUAGGAGAAAUAGAAGAGCGCGAGGACAGCUUAGUGGAUGACACUAUAGACGAAGAGGGCUUUGCCAAGAGCAGACUGGUUGUGGGCAGUGUGGAGAGUGAUGCUGGAGGCUUUGUGCGGCAGGAGAGUCAGGGCUCUCUGUCUGGGAGGUCUGUUGACUUAGAUGUUCCAGUGGCAAUAUCUGAAGAUGUUUUCCAGGAAGAAGGACACAUACCAGCCACAUCAUGCUUUGAAAUAGAACCAGAUAACAGUGAUAGUGUUGUUAGUUAUGUUGAAGAAUACACUGAUGCACGAACUACUUCUACUACUACUAUUGCUACAACAGCUACAGUUUCAUGUGCCAACUCAGAAGUUAACACUCCAGAAAGCAUAGUAGUGCUUACGUCAGAAAGCAACUCGCCCGAUGAUGGGGAAGCUGCUGCAUGUGCGUCGUCAGCCACCGCAGCGGAGAAGAUGAAGCAUGCGGUCACUUGUGUUCCCUUGAAGCCCAGUCCAAUCAGUUCGCCAGACUCCAUUGAGGUCCUCGGCUCAUCCAGCUUGCUUACGUCUCCAUCAUCCAUUGAGGUGUUGACUGAUGUAUCUUCAAGCGACUCCUCACCUUCACAUCUGGACUCCUGCAACAACACUCUUGUUCAGGACCUCAGCCCUCCACCAGGAAUUGUCAACGUACAGCCUACCUUGCAUAAAAUAAUUGACAAUGAUGCACACAUUUUGGUGGAGACAUCAGCUGAACAAAACCAGUGUCAUCAAAAAGCUAAAGCAAUAGAGGGAGACAAGACUAACCAAAUAAAUAAAGAAGAAUCACUCCCCACUGACUCUGUACAUAAACUAGACUUACGUAGUGUCAGUUUACAAGACACUGGCAACACGAGUGACACUACUGCACCACCUACAACUUUGUCACUCAGUCUUUGUAAGGGACAGGAGAGUAGCAACUUAGCUUCUGCAUCUCUGACUGCUCUUGUUGACAGUGCACCUUCUAGACCUGCCCGACAAAUAGCCACAGUCCAUGAUGCAGAGACCAGUACAGCCUGCCAUGCUACCCAGACAGAUGGGCUGCCUACCACAGAGGAACACACAGUAGUGGAGGAAGGGGACAUCACCAUACCACCUGCUACAGCUCUGGAUGUGUCUGUGGAGAGUGGAGGCAGCUCAGACACUAUCACUGCUUCAAUAGACUCCACACAGAUGGUCUGGAGCGUUUCUCGGGGAGUGGAGCCAGAGUCCAUGGAGCGGCCGGCAGACAGCGACAUGCAUGAGAGCAGCACGAGUGGGUCUGGUGGGUCAGUGGUGCGGUGCCUGCUGGAGGAAGCCAUGGGGGACGAGGAGGCUGUCAGUGGAGCAUCUUCCUCUUCCCCUCCUGAGAGAGAACACUCACCCUCCUCUUCAGAAAGAUCUGAGGCUUUGAAAGUUGGCUCCGGACACACGUCUGGCCACAGUUCAGGUGAUGAAGUGGAAACGACCACCUCCUCCGAUAUUGAGGUCAUCUCCAGUCCCAGUCUGGAUGGCAGCACAGCAGUGUCACGGGGCACGUCGGCAGCCACCUCCCGCGUGUGGGCCACAGCACAACGGGGUCUGCGCUCCUUCCUCAAUGACCGCUCAGAGUCAUCUGCCUCAGACUCAUCCAGCAACCACAAGAAGACAAAUAGUGAGAGAGUGGAGACGGUUCCCUCAUCCAUGACCACCAGCUUUACCAGUAUUAGUGAGUCUGAAGGGGAGAUGUUUAAUUUGGGCCCAGCCAGCCUGAUCAUUGACCCGGCCUCCAUCACUCAAGUCCUGCAGGGCCAGUCCCAUUUUGUUAAAGGCCAUCGGCGCAAUCAGUCCAACUUUUCAGAAACUAGUGAGAGUUCCUCAGAGAACCAUUCCUCUGAGGUGGACAAGCUCAUAAAGAAAGUGGCCCAGCUGACCGAGGUGCUUGAGGCAAGGGAGACCAAGGUGCUGGAACUGAGUCAGGUGAAUGCAGCUCUUCAGGAUACUAAUCUGCGCCUCAAAGCUCAUGUGGAGGACUUGGAGGGUGGCAGUGGAAUGGAGGCAACAGAAUCUUUGCGAGAGGAGUUCACCCAGCGUCUUGUCACCAUGGAGAGAAAGUUCCAGCAGGCAUUGAGGGAGAAAGAGAACACUAAGAAACUGCUGGAGGAAGCACGUGCAGAGGCCGCAACAAGACUGAGUUCAGCAGAGGUGGCAAGGUACCAGGAGGAGAGAGACACUGUGAUACGGGAGCUGAGGGAGGAAGGAGAGAAGCUCAGUAAGCAACAGCUCAACUACUCCAACAUUAUCAAGAAACUGCGCAGCAAGGAAAAGGAGAAUGAAACCACCAUAAAGACACAGAAGGACAAGUUGGAGGAACAGUCACGCGAUCUGGAGCGACUAAGGAAACAACUAUCAGCCAAGGAGGACAUGGAACGACGCCAGAUUGAUGCCGUGUGUCAGCUGAACACCACCAACCAACGACUUGAGCAGGCCGUGAAGGACGUGGCAGCUGAGAAUGCUGAGCUGGAGGGCAAGAUGACAGUGUUGAAGAGUGCUUUAGAUACUGCCUACAGAGAAAUGGCAGAGCUGAAGAGAGAAGUGGCUGCUUGUGAUGCGCAGGCCCAGGAGCAGGUUCUGAGUGCAGAGGUGGGUGUGCAGCGGCGCCUGGAAGCCACACUGGCAGAGGCUCAGGAGCAGGCAAGACGAGAGCAAGUUGCCCUCAUGGCCCAAGUGGUGGAGCUCCAGGAGGCCCUCAGCCAGUGUGAAAGUCAAGCCAACAGAAAAGAACGCCAACUUCGUGCAGACAAUGCAGAACUCCAGCAGAGAGUGGCAGAAGCAGAGGCACGUGCAGAGGAGAUGUCUGGUGCAGUGAGUGCAGCAACGCGGCCUCUCCUACGCCAGAUGGAGAACUUGCAGGCAACACACUCCUCCCAGCAGGCAUCUUGGGAGUCACUUGAGACCUCCCUUACACAGCGCCUCAAUGAAACACUGACAGCUGCAGCUGCAAGCACCGAAAAGGAGAGAGCAAUGCGUGAACAGUACGCUGAGCUGGCAGCAAACACUGCUGCCUUGCAAACACAGGUAACUAAUUUGCGUGCUGAGAAUGCGAGACUGUCUUCAGAGUUAAACAUCACCACAACUAAGUUGGAGUCCUUGUCAGAAUCACGGGUCAAGGAGAACAUCCAGAUUGAGGCUUUAAAGACUUCAUUUGCUGAAGAGAUUGCAGAAGUGAAAAGAGAACGUGACAGUUUGGAGCAGCAGCUGGAGAUGGAGAAGACAGCAGUGGCAGCUGAAAAGAAAAAGGACCAUUGCACUUCAGGAACAAUUGAAAGACAGGGAGCGCAAGCUGGCACAAUUGACAGCCAGCGGCACUGUAGAGAGCCAUGCCAGCACCCCCAGAUCCUCUCCAACCCCUUCCCUUUCACGGCUCUCCAUCACAGGCUCCCUCUCAGAGUCCUUUACUGGAUAUCAGUGGGGGCAGGAGGAAGUUUUUGAGUCGGGUUGGUCUCGAGGAACAUCUCUCUAUGACUCUGUACGCUCAAAUUCCACAGCCGCUGUGGAUGCUCUCACCUCACAGCUAAGGCAAAGAGAAGGAGAGGUACAUUACUUACACAGCGAGAUCACGAGGUAUGAGACACAGAGGGAGUCACUGGCACAGGAGUUGGUGUCAAUAACUAGUCAAGUGGAGAGUCUUCAGUCACAGAUACAAGACUACCAGGCCUUGAAGGACCAGUAUGCUGACAUGGAGCAAAAGUAUAAUGCUCUGCUACAGAUGCACGGGGAGAAGGUAGAGGAGGUGGAAGAGUUGCGACUUGACCUGGCAGAUGUAAAGGAAAUGUACAAAGCUCAGAUUGAUCAGCUUCUUAAAAAAUGAAGCUGGAGGAGAGGACGACCACUUUCAUAAAUGUUACUACUACAGAAGCAACUGAAUAUGAUUAGGUUCUCAUGUUAGAUUUUUUUUUUUCUUUUUUUUUUUUUCUUGUUUUAUUUUUUCUAUGGCAGUAUAUUUUUGCACUUAUUGCUCAAUGACAUGAUGCAUGCAGGCAAUGCUGUUAGUUGUGCCACUGCAAAGUGUGUGUGGAGGGAAGCACUGUCCUCUUGGAGUGUGAUGUGAAACUUCCAUAAAGAGAAGAAAGAUUUGCUGUGAUCUUAAGUAAUGGAUGAAAAGUUAUAUAUGUAUAUAUGUACUGAAAUAUAGUUGUGCACAGUUGGAUUGUAUAUUUUCUUAGUCUAUAAAAUAAAUAUUUAUUAUUUCAGUGUAUAUUCCUGAUACAUCUUUUUUCUUUUGUUUUCAUAAAGACUUCUUGUUGAAAAUACUUAAAAUAUUUAUAACUUUUCUAUUUAUAUAUUUGUUCUGUAAUAUUUUGUGUGAUGCAAACUCUUUAUUACAGUCUGUGAUUGUUUCCUAAAUAACUUCACUAAGGUUGUUUAUAUAGUCACUGAAUUCCUUAUUUAGAUUCAGAAAGUUUAUAUAUUAUGUGCUUUAUAAAGAUUAUACAUACAUUUUUUAA